Molecule: messenger RNA, 880 nt
Organism: Capsella rubella
Lineage: Eukaryota; Viridiplantae; Streptophyta; Magnoliopsida; Brassicales; Brassicaceae
Exons: 6
Coding region: 116-769 (217 amino acids)
Source: RefSeq, a predicted model, not a curated record
UAUAAACAGAUUCCAAAGAACGAUCUUUUGUUUUCUUUUAAGUUAUUUGAUUUCAUUAUUUAUUACUUUCAAAACAUUAACGGAGAAGAAGACAGAGACACACAGAUUCCAUUUCAUGGCUUGUCUUAGGAAGAACACACUCUGUCUUGUUGCAGCUUUACUUCUCAUCUACCAGAAGACAGCUACUUGCGAUUUCCUAUCUCCUCUUCUCGCUCCUGUCUUCGAUAAUGUGUGCAAGGAAAUGGAAUGUGGAAAAGGGAAAUGCAAAGCAUCUUCGAACGCAACUUUUAUGUAUGAAUGUGAGUGUGAAGAUGGUUGGAAGCAGUUUGAUCAUAACCUCAAGUUUCUCCCUUGCGUCAUCCCCAACUGUACCUUUGAUCUAACUUGUGGUGAAGCAGCUCCUCCAACACAACCCAAAACGCCUCCCAAAGACAACAAUACUUCAUUAUUCGACGCUUGUCAAUGGGUGGAUUGUGGAGGAGGGCUUUGCAACAGUACAAUGCCGUUUCAAUACAGCUGCAAUUGCCGUGAAGGUUACGACAAUCUCAUGAACAUAACCACAUUUCCUUGCCUCAAGCAAUGUGCACUUGGAAUGGACUGCUUGAAUCUUGGGAUUCCUGUGUCAAACUCAUCAUCGUCCACUCCACCUGCAUUGCCUGAUAGCAGCAAGAAUCAAGCAGGAUUGAAUCUAAGAGGAUCAUCGCUGUGGUGGAUAACGUCUCUGCUGCUCUGUGUCUCUCUAGCACCAUGGAGGCUGCUCUACGUUUAAUCUCUUUUACAAAAUUUGUGUACAAAAUGCAUUACUUUAGAUGUUGCUGUUGGGUAAUGUACUAUCUAUUAUCAACGUUUAAUUCGAUAAAUUUGAAAGUAUAUCAAUAUC